UGCGGAGGAGCAAUCCGAGUUAAGCCAGACGCCUAUGCGCAAAUCCUCUUCCCGCCCUCACUUGACCCCUAUAGUGGCGAUCAAUCUGUGGGCUACUCUCACAACAUGAAUUGCAGCUGGAUAGUCUACUCAUCAAACAUAGAACAAAUCAUAGUACUAAGCUUUCUGCAUUUUCAUUUGGAGGAAUCCUUUACUUGUCGGUUUGACUAUAUGGAGGUAUUUGAUGGAUACAGCCGUCGGAUUGGAAAGUAA
Messenger RNA from Protopolystoma xenopodis, 252 nucleotides. The record is from the annotation of a GenBank genome assembly. NCBI's taxonomy places the organism in Eukaryota, Metazoa, Platyhelminthes, Monogenea, Polystomatidea, Polystomatidae.